AUGGUUCUUAAUACAGUCUCAGUCGGAACAGCAGUCGCCCCUGUGGUAGUCCAAACUCUCAUCGCUCAUUAUAUCAAACGUGGAUCCCGCAAAGAAAAACCUACUGCACAUAUUUCCUAUGAUGAAGGUCUUAGUUUAAUUCGCAAAUUCCUCAUUUAUGCUUCUCAUCACACAGUCGAAGAUAUUCAGCGCUUUACCUCGCAAUGGGUGCCUCAUCCUCCUUACGUGAAGGUGGACGAGAUAUCCAUCCCCGCCGAAUAUAUAACGGAUGCGGCAACUGAGAUAACUCUUGACUUGGGCCGGCAUGGGGGAAUUGAAAAAGUAGGAGGAAGGGAAUGGUGGCAAUGGAGACGACCAGGGAGUGAACUUAAGGCUGAAUGGAUCGAGACGAGGGCGGAUUAUCAGGAGAGAAUGAGGAGUGGUGGAGAGAGCAAGAGGGUUAUGUUAUAUGUUCAUGGCGGGGCAUACUUUUUCGGAAGUACGGAUGAACAUAGAUAUCAGAUGCAAAGACAUGCCAGGAAGUUGAAGGCCAGAGUUUUUGCACCUCGAUAUCGUUUGUCGCCUCAGUUCCCAUUUCCAUGCGGCCUUUUUGAUUGCUUAGCGGCAUAUUUGUAUCUUCUUUCGGUUCAAGAUCCAACAACUAUCAUUUUGGCCGGAGAUUCAGCGGGUGGUGGGAUGGUUUUGAGUAUGCUGACUAUCAUGCGGGAUAGCGGUAUUCCUUUACCUGCAGGAGCUAUUCUCAUCUCGCCAUGGGUUGAUCUGACCCAUUCCUUUCCAAGUGUAGCCGAAGAUAAUCCUUUGGAUUAUAUCCCAGCACAAGGAUUUCAUCAACGACCAUCUCGAGCUUGGCCACCUCCAAACGCAGAUGACAUGCGAGCCAUAGAGGAAGGACUUGUUAAUAACCUGGUAAAGAAGGAACGCAAAACCUCAUCCCGACAAUCGGAAACAGAUGCGGUUCAAGGAUUCCGUGUCGACAGCCACCCUCCCUCGGGAACACAAGAUAACACAGCUGCUGGAGCUUCACACCCAAAGGGUACGAGAGUACAAUCAAUUCCAGGCUCUACUCCAGAUCUUUCGGUCAUGAUCGAUGGAGAACUAGUUGUGAUAAAGGAUCAAAUUCAAAUGUAUACGACCAAUCAACUCAUAGCUCACCCCCUAGUCUCUCCAGCCCUUCAACCUUCUCUUGGUGGUCUCCCACCAUUACUCAUUCUCACAGGUGGUGGUGAAAUGUUACGAGAUGAACAGAUCUAUAUCGCACAUAAAGCUGCCAAUCCAGCUCAAUACCCAUCCAGAGAUGCAUUCCUCGAUGCAAACCCUCACAAUAAUGCUCGGUCCCAAAUUUCUAAAUAUAAACCAACAGAUGUACAAUUACAAGUUUGGGAUGAUUUAUGUCAUGUUGCGCCAACAUUGAGUUUCACUCGUCCAGCUAAAUAUAUGUAUCGAUCGAUAGCACAGUUUGGAGCUUGGGCUUUAGCUAGAGCUCAGAAGACGGAAAUUGAAAUCUUGGAUGAUGAUGACGUUUCGAUUAUUUCGAAAUCUUCGGAUUCAAGUGAGGAUGCUAAAGAGGCAACUCCCUCUGAAUCUACAGAACAAGUAGGUAAAGCAGGCGAUCCUCUUCCUCCUUUCAAGAACCACAUGAUACGUCAACGUAUCGAUCGCCAUGGGAAUAUAUUUCCCCUCGCCCCAGCCUCCGAGUUGCCAGCUUGCAAGAUGUCACCUGCUGAAAUCGGCGUCAUCAAACCUGGACCAGUCCAGAAAUGGAUGGCGGUGAAGAAAACCUGGGACACGAAGUAUGCCAGUGAAAAGCGAAAAGUACAGAAAAAUAGAGCGAAGGAAAUUUCAAAAGGAUAUGAAACAUUUGGACCACACGACGUACCACCGCCAAGUGCAUUAGCAGGACGUAGGGUGCAGGGGGUUGCGGUUAAAAGAGAAGAAGGCAAGAAAAGGAGUUGGGGAAUGUCGAUGUGGAGUGGAUGGGGUAGUAAACAUGAUAAACUUACCAUGGAUCGAGAGGCAGAAGCGGAUAAAUAUGAUCAAAAACCCGAUACAACGGUCACGAGUGCGGAGGAUGGGGCUGGGGCAAGAGAUGUAAAUGAUACAAUUACGGAGGCAGGACGCCGACACCCAAUAAUGAUGGACGGGGAGUUGCGAGGUAGUAGUCGGGAAAGAAGUCGGAGGAGAAAGGUACUGGAUGAAAAUCAAACUGAGGAGUCAGGGGCGGAUGAACUAUUUGAUGAGAAUACUCCGAUGGCACGAUAUUCUGCCAUGCAACAGGCUGCGAGAAACUCGGAUAAUUUCAUGGCGGAGAGAAAUACUACGGUUAUGCAUGGUCAACUGUCAGGAACUCCUGCCCCGGAAUUCGACGAUGGAGGAGGACUAAAUAUCCCCGAAAUAUUAAUAAGGAGCCCGACGAUUGAGAGGAAUAACGAAGAGGGAGUUGAGAGAUAUAAUAGCGAAGGAGAAGAAAUGAGGAGGCCUACGGCACAUGGUAUAGCGUUCCCGUUUGCGAUGGCUAUGGGAGGGGAGGGGGUAGAUGGGGUUAUGAAAGAUGGUGUUCGGCAGAGAAAUGCGAGGAACGGUGUUUCAGGGAGGCACGCCAAUGCUAGUACAGAGUCGCUGAUUAGUGUGAGGAGUGGGCUUUCUGAGGGACAUGACUGGCAUUUUGAUGAUAAAGAGGGCUAUGUACAAGUCAAAAGGGAAGAGGGAAAGGAAGAGGGAAAGGGGAAUGAUUUCUUGGGUGUGGAACCUGAAACAGGAAUGGAUAGUAGUUCGGGUGUAGAAAGUGGGGGAGAGGGUUUGAGUGAGAAUGAAGGUCAAGGGGGUUUGGGAUUGUUAGGUGGAGUUGAUAGGAUCAUGAAGGGGAAGGGGAAAGACGUUGAUAGGGGACUAGAACCGGAGAUGGAGAAGGAAACGGAGACGGAUGGGAAGACUGAUGUUAAUGGUGUGAGUCCGUGUCUUUCGGCGGUGGGGGGUCAAUCGCGUCCAAAGAUUGAUAGAUUCUUUUCAGCGCAAGAGGUUCAGACAGAGGUUGAUGAGGGUUAG
Sclerotinia borealis F-4128 is the source of this 3042-nucleotide messenger RNA. Lineage: Eukaryota; Fungi; Ascomycota; Leotiomycetes; Helotiales; Sclerotiniaceae. The record is from the annotation of a GenBank genome assembly.